GGAUUGGCCGGGUCAAGGAGGAAAGGCUAGGACCACCCAAACCCCAAAGGCCUGCCUAGAGAAGAGCUCCAAGAAGGGUCCAGACUGACAAGGACCCUUCAAGGACCAGAAUGAGUCCGAAGGAGCUUUCCCUGGCCAGGGCCUUCGGUGGUGCCCUUUGUCCCUACAGUAAGGACAUGUUGGAAUCCAGGGCGACUGGCCAGGCGGGGCAGGCGGACACUUUGCAGCAUAAUUGGCAGGGCAACUCAGUCCUCCCAGUUCCGCUAAGACAAGUUACUCAGGGGGCAGUGGCUCUUGGCUGGCGUCACCUGUAAUUACCUUAAUGGGGCAGGAGGGAGGUGCAACUUCUGAUGGCCUUGGGGCCCCGCCCUGCUCUGCCUCAUGCCUACAACCGGAGGAAGGGCAGCCUUCUCCUUGCUUGGGAAUCUUCCUGGAACCCUGGCAGAUCUCUCUACCCACCCUCACCUGGCUCUUCUUCUCCCUGCAGUCAGCCUGGGCUUCUGCCCACCACAGCCCUACCAGGAGCCAGAGCCAUCAGUGGCCGAACCCCCUUCUUGCCCCAUGGCUUUGGAUAUGAGCCUUCGGGACUCCAGUUAUGGUGUGACCCCGGGGCCUUGCGUGGUGGCCCAGCUACCACCUGAAGAUGUGAGUCAUCUGACGGAUCCUCAGAGCAGGGACCAGGGUUUCCUACGAACCAAGAUGAAGGUGACCUUGGGGGACAGUCCAAAUGGAGACCUUUUUACCUGUCACAUCUGCCAAAAGGCCUUCACUUACCAGCGCAUGCUGAAUCGACACAUGAAGUGUCACAAUGACGUCAAGAGGCACCUCUGCACAUACUGUGGGAAGGGUUUCAAUGACACCUUUGACCUCAAGAGACAUGUCCGAACCCACACCGGUGUUCGGCCCUACAAGUGCAGCCUGUGUGACAAGGCCUUCACCCAGCGCUGCUCCCUGGAGUCCCACCUCAAGAAGAUCCACGGCGUGCAGCAGCAGUACGCGUACAAGGAGCGCCGGGCCAAGCUCUACGUGUGCGAGGAGUGCGGCUGCACGUCCGAGAGCCAGGAGGGCCACGCCCUGCACCUCAGGGAGCACCACCCCGACAGCCCCCUACUGCGCAAGACCUCCAAGAAAGGGGCCGCGGCCCUGCAGAACACUGUCACCUCCCUGCUGCAGGGCAGCCCCCACCUCUGAGCAGCACAGGCCCCAGGAAGGACCCAGGUCACUCCCUGCAACCUCUUCCCCCCGGGACGCCAGUGAUCGGAACCAGAGCUCUCACGCCGCCGCGUCAGAUCCCCUGCACGAUUCGGCACUGGCUUCUGCUCACGUCCGGGAAGUCUGUCUUAACAGGCAGAGUCUACUCCGAGCUUGGGACGAUGGGCGCCUGUACCCGGGCAGGGGUGAGGCCAAGUGAUUAAAAACAGCUGCUUAGAGAGACAGGCCCUGUUUCCCUGCAGAAGAACUCUGGAGGUGUGUUGAGAGGGGAUCCUGAGUACAAGGUGGGCCGUGGAUCCCCGUGGACAGCAGAGUGGAGACGCCAGCACAGAGCAUCCCUGCAAACGCCUGCGGUGGGGGCGCUGGCAGCGUUCCUCGUGCCUGCGGGGCUAACUCUCAGGGUUCCAGGGGCUCUCUGCCCUUGAACAGACGUGUGCAUGCUUUCUCUAUGUGUCACACGGCUUUAUGUGUGUGAUUUAGUCAUGUGUGCGCGUUGCUGCACCCAUGGCCUUUCCACAUAUCACCUCAUUCUUAAGAAACCAACCACAAGGUGCCAAGGAGGUUUUCCUUUCUUUUUCUUUUUUAAAGAUGACAAAUGUACAGAUAUUAAUAUAUUUUUGGUGCCCACAGUAAGACUGCUUUAAAAGGGGUGGAGCUGGAUUUUUCUCUACCCACAUUGGUUCUAUUUAUCCUGGACAUUUCAAACCUCCUCUGUGCCUUGGCUCUGGGGUAGUUAUACAGACCCGUCCCGUUCUCUGCGAUGUUCCAUUAAAGACUUUCCGCCUGCCCUGCCCAGAAGAUGGACUGUUCCUGUCCUUCCCAGGGACAGCGCCUCACCUCUCUCUUCCCUCCCUGGCUCAAACUCCUUCCACAUCCUUCCCAGGGCCCCAGUUUUCCUGCUAAGCCUGAUGACAAAUGACUGGCCCAAGGCUGAGGGUGGGUUUUACUGAUACUCUUCAACCAGAGGGGAUGCCAAUUUGACACCAAGUCCAAGUCCACCAUCUGAAGUUCGAAGACAAGGACAGGAACAGUCUGGGUUUUUUUUCUCUUGGCCGAGUCAAUCUUGAGCAGCAGCAAAAUUUGAAACAGAAUAAUAAUCCACAUACCAGAAACUCUCAGAAGGAGCACGUCAGGGGCUGAAACUUCUCUGUCAUCUUUUUCCCUGGCUUCCAAAUGACUUUGGACUGAGCGGCCCUCUGAGGGAGUGGGUCUUUGUCCACUGGUGUGUCUGGGUAUCCUGCUGAGACCAGAAAAGGGUUGAAGAUCAAAGUGUGUGUGUCACAGGUCCAAGGAGUUCUAGCCAACCUGCAGAGAAUGAGACAGACCCCCAAGACAGGCCCAGAACAUAGCAGGCUGGGAAGGCCCUGAAGGCAAACAGAAGAACCCCUCUGCCUCCUCAGUGCAGUGCGCACACCCAGGGCCUGACCCCAGCCUCGGGCUAGACGAAGGAAUCUUUUUAGAUUAUCUCUGAACUCGGUAUGGACCAAUCUGAAGACUUGCUUCAUUUUUCCUCAGCGUGUCUGGGCUGCUGGGCCCGUAAGUUCUUGAAUGUAAAAGUCACUCUGUCAGGAAGCACUGUUUACAUCUCUGUGUCCUUAAGCUCGUUGCCAAUCCGGGGCCAUGAUAAGCUUUGUGUUGUCUGUGUUUUAUAACCUCCCGUUUAACUAGUAAAGUGAGAGAAUUUAUACUGUCUGUA
Psammomys obesus (fat sand rat) is the source of this 2908-nucleotide messenger RNA. RefSeq names its product ovo like transcriptional repressor 1 (gene Ovol1). The record is from RefSeq and is a predicted model, not a curated record. Gene Ontology annotation, biological process: epidermal cell differentiation; regulation of transcription by RNA polymerase II. Gene Ontology annotation, cellular component: nucleus. The transcript has 3 exons. Bases 382 to 1191 code for a protein of 269 amino acids. Gene Ontology annotation, molecular function: DNA-binding transcription factor activity, RNA polymerase II-specific; RNA polymerase II cis-regulatory region sequence-specific DNA binding. NCBI's taxonomy places the organism in Eukaryota, Metazoa, Chordata, Mammalia, Rodentia, Muridae.